UGUUGUGUCAUUAUUAUUCAGUUCUAGAUUGUUUUAAAUUUCCCUUUUGAACCAAGGGUUAUUUAGUAAUAUGUCAGUUAGCUUCCACACACUCAGGGGUUUUAAGCGUCCUUUGUUAUUCUGGUCUCAUUGCUUCUGGUGGGAGAACAGCCUGUAUAAUAGUGAUCCUUUGGAUAAACGGUGUCCUCUGCGUGCACCAUGUUCCAGUGGGAGGACCUGGAGGAAGUGAGAACUGCGCUUUGAGAAGCUUAGGUGGUGGGUGAGGAUUAGGUUGGAGGGGAGACUAUGGAGAUGGGAAGAGCUGCAUCCCAGAAGGUCUCAGGGAGGCUAUGUCACAGAAGCUAACCCAACCAACUUUCUCUCCAGACAGUGACUCAGAGGCAGGUGGACAGAGAAUUCAAGGACUGAGGAGAACCCAGUUUGGGACCUAGACUGAAGUUGGUUCCAGACUGACCUCUAACAUCCCGGACCCAUACACAAGACCAUGGGACUCCAGCAUUUGAGCCUUGUGAAGCUGCUUUGCCUCCUAGGAACCGUCUCUACUCUGCCUCGGGCUGGGGCUCUUUUGUGCUAUGAAGCAACAGCCUCACUCUUCAGAGCAGUUACUCUCCAUAACUGGUACUGGCAUCUGAUGAGGAGUAUGGUGUGCCAGCUGAGAGAGGGCUGCGAGGAGACACUGCUGUUCAUUGAGACAGGGACCAAAAGGGGCGUUGUGGGUUUUAAAGGCUGCACCCCAGCCUUAUCUUAUCCCCCACAAAUCGCUUACCUCGUUUCACCACCUGGAGUGUCCAUUGCCUCCUAUAGCCGCGUCUGCCGGAGCUACCUCUGCAACAACCUGACCAACUUGGACCCUAUUGUGAAACUCAAGGCCAGCGCUCCUUUGUCUAUAGAGUUUUCUUCUCAUACUUGCCCCACCUGUGUGGGUAAGCACACUGAGGAUUGCUUGCCAAAUUUUGUCACCACUGAAUUUUGCCCCAUGGGAGCCUCUGUGUGCUACAGUUCCACCUUAAAAUUUCAGGCAGGGCAUCUCAAUACUACCUUCCUCCUUAUGGGCUGUGCUCGUGAGUAUCAAAGGCUUUUAGCAAAUUUUCGGACAAUAGGGAGCAUCCGAGCGACUGAGGUUCGUAACAUCUUGGAGAAGGCCCAGAUUGUGAGUGGGGAGCCCUCCAGUCGGGAUCCUGCAUGUGUCAUUCUCUUAGGCCUCCUGCUUACCUUCAGGGACUGACCGUCCAGCUGGACCAGACAAACAGCCUGGCCCCUUUGCAAUGAUCAAAUAAAGUCACAGAGUUGUCCUUUAUGCUUUGUUCUGUGGUCCAUGAGAUUUGUGGAGGCAUGGAAGGUGUGAGGAGGACCAGAGUGCCCAGGCAGGUGGGGCCCCAUAUUGGGCAGCAUGCAUGGCAAAGAUAUGAGGGCGGGGAGGGGGGUAGGAAGAGAGGAGGAAAAUAUCCAGUAAAGUGACAGCAUUCUAGGAGGAACUCAGACCUUCCUUUUCCCCUCCCACUUCCUCUGGGGACCUGAGCUCUAGCCUGGGUCCAUCCCCUGACUUAUGAGAUCCUGGCCAAAUCCCUUCCCUUUUCUGGGCCUCAGUUUUCUCCUCUUUAAAAUGAAGGGCCUUAGGAGUUAGCACUGAGCCUUAACAGGGUGAUGUGCAACUUUAAGCCUGGAAUUAUAUUUUCAAAGAUCGCCAAGUGUCUAUUGUGUUUGUGUCAGAUACUGUGCUAGUAUUUGAGCUCAUGUUUUACAUAGAGGUGCUCAUUUCAUCCUCACAAGGCUUCUUUGAGAUGGGUUAUUUCCCUUAUUUUACAAGGAAGAAACUGGGUCUAGAAGGUUCCCCUCAGAUCUCUGUCCCUGCUGAAGGAAUUUUACUGGGAAACUUGGAGACCUGAGCUGUUUUCCUCUGCUCGGUAGGUGUUUCUUUAUGUAUGUUGGCAAAUAAGGAUGAGAGAGAAACUAGGCAGGACGUGGCUAGUUUUCACCCUAAGUUCAAUUUCCUGACUUUGACCUAAGCCAUGGUAUUUUCAGUUGCAUCAUAUGCACAUGACAGCUGGUCAAUGAAUAAGGAAGACGGAAGAAGAAUUGAAGCUUUUGAAUUAUGGUAUUGGUAAAGAAUAUCGAACAUACUGUGGACUGCCAGAAAGACAAACAAGUCUGUCUUGGGAGAAAUACAGCCAGAGUGCUCCUUGGAAGUGAGGAUGAUGAGACUUCAUCUCCUGUACUUAAGACAUGUUAUCAGGAGGGACCAGCCUCUGAAGAAGAACAUCAUGCUUAGUAAGGUAGAGGGUCACUGAAAAAGAGGAAGACCCUUGAAGAGAUGCAUUGACAUAGUGGCUGCAACAAUGAGCUGAAACACAGCAACAAUUGUGAAGGUGGUGCAGGACUGGUUAGUUUUUUAAUUCUGUUGUACAUAGGGUCACUGUGAGUUGGAAGUGACUAGAUUGCACCUAACAACAAUAACACCAAUUAUGUAUCACUGGUGAGAGAGUAAAGAAUUCUCACUGAUCCACGUUCUCUCCAACUUUUCAGGCUUUAAUUUUAGUAAAUCUAGUGAGUGUAAAAUGAUUUUACAUUGUGGUCUGAAUUUGUAUUUCCCUGAUUACUAACGAGAUUGAGGUUGUGCUAUUUAUAUAUGUAUCAGCUAUGUUUUCUUUUGUAAAAUAUCUAUUCAUGUUUUCUGUAGCCUAUUUUUCUAUAGAAUUAUUUGUUUUUCAUAUUGAUAUGUAGGAGUUCCUUAU
Loxodonta africana (African savanna elephant) is the source of this 2732-nucleotide messenger RNA. It is a transcript of the gene LYPD4, whose product is annotated as LY6/PLAUR domain containing 4. Gene Ontology annotation, cellular component: plasma membrane raft; plasma membrane. The record is from RefSeq and is a predicted model, not a curated record. The coding region runs from base 485 to 1225 and encodes 246 amino acids. NCBI's taxonomy places the organism in Eukaryota, Metazoa, Chordata, Mammalia, Proboscidea, Elephantidae. The transcript has 4 exons.